Messenger RNA from Thunnus maccoyii (southern bluefin tuna), 4697 nucleotides. Its product is annotated as transmembrane protein 42. The record is from RefSeq and is a predicted model, not a curated record. The coding region runs from base 321 to 791 and encodes 156 amino acids. The transcript has 3 exons. NCBI's taxonomy places the organism in Eukaryota, Metazoa, Chordata, Actinopteri, Scombriformes, Scombridae.
AUCUGAUUAACACAGUAAGAUGCUUUUUAUUAUGAUUCUAGCAUUAUGGGAGACACUUUAAUGCUGCUGAAGUCAUCCUCGACUCUGUCAAGGUUGUGGAAUUAUAAAACUGCAAUUCCCAGAAUGCAAUAGGGGUAUUUUAGUCCAACCACUGCGCUGCUCCGGGUUGACCAUGUGUUGUGUGACUGCCACCGGACGGCUGUCUGUAGAAAGUGCAGCAAAAACCAUGCAGGCAGCUCAACCCGGACCAGCAGCAGCAGCAGCAGCAGACAUGUAAAGAUGGAGUAGAAAAUUAUGUGCCUCGACUGUCAUCAUCAAAGAUGUUCCCCGGAGUUUUCUAUGCACUGUUGGCGGGUUUCCUCGGGGCCGUGGCGUCGUCGUCGGCCAAGCUGUCUCUCGGAGCCGACUACCUGAAGGGAGUCUGCGAAACCGGACUCCGGACAUGGGGCGAGCAGCGGAAAUUUAGACAAGCGGACGAAACUACCGCCUGUGACCGGCUUCAUAUCCCUCUGAGGCUGCUGUGUGGCGGGCUGCUUUUCACCUGCAAUGCUGUGAUGUGGACCUUCCUUGCCAAAGCACUCAGGUAUUCCUCUUCCUCCACCCGAACCACUGUGACCACCACCGCCUCCAACUUCAUAUCUUCCGCUUUCCUGGGCCAGCUGAUCUUCGGUGAAGCCCAGAUAACGCUGUGGUGGGUUGGGAUCUCCCUGACUUUCUCUGGCCUGUUAGUACUGCAGAGGGUCUCUCCACAGGAUGGACAACACAAUGCAGUCACCAAGAAAGAUGAAUAAUAUGUCUCGUCUCCACUAGCUCUGUUCAGCUUGGCUCCAUCUGGCUGUGGUAUGUGUUUUGGUCGGCAUUUCCUCUGAUUUUACAUUUAGCCAAAGACUGAUGAAAUCUGAAACUGGAUUUAGACAUUUAUUGAAUUAAUAGUAACUGAGGCACAACAUUGAAACAGUAAGAAAAAAUCUGAUUUUGUUGCUAAUAAUGCUCAUUUUACUGAAUAAAUUGUUUAAAUUAUUUAACUAUUAUGACUAAAUGCUUCUGAAAUCAAUUUAUUAUCAGUGAACAUUUAAACUUCAGGUUGCAAUUCGUGGCAGUGCAGGCUGUAAAACACUGUUGGCUCAGCUGUGGUGCUGCCUUGUUUAGUCAAGCUCUAAAAAUCAGAGGAGAUGUUGGCUUUCAGCCAGUCUGGCCAUGGCACAGCUUCAGUCUGGCUAGUGGAGACAAGCUACUGGCUGCCCUGGGUUCGGCUUUUCAGAAGCUCUAAAAUAAUCUUUGUUCACAAGCUUACAAUGAAGCAAAAAUAAUACCAGCUUUAUGUUACUUUUAGCCAACACCAACACAACUCAUGAGCUAACAGAAACAAUGGGACAGAAGGGAAGAGAGGAAUAGUUUGAUAAGUUGGGUCUAUUUGUUUUCUUGCUGAGAGUUAGAUGAGGAAAUUGAUACCACUCUCGUGUCAGCAUGGUAAAUGUUAAGCUACCGUUAGCAGCCGGUUAGCUUACCAUAAAGAAAAAAAUGUGCCUACCACCACCUCUAAAGCUUACACAUUAACAAAUUAUAUCUUUUUUGUUUGAUCUGUAAAAAAAUGUAAGUAAAAAUGACAAUUGAUGGUUCUGUGUUGGACUAUUUCUUGGCCAGGCGCAAUGAGACUUGUCAGGCAACCAGCAGAUUCACAAACGUGUUCAUUAGUGAGCUUUAGAGGUGCAAAUUGUGGUACCUUUGGACAGAGUCCCCUGUUUCCAGUCUUUAUGCUAAGCUAAACUAAGCUGUCUCCUUGCUCCAGCUUCAUGUUAACAGGGUUUUCUUCUAACUCUCAGCAAGAAAGUGAAUAAGAGGGUUUCCCAAAAUUUCCAAUUACCCAUUUAAAGAGAGAGACACCUAAUAUCCAACAUGAGUAUAAUUUGAAGGGUUGUGUGCAUAUUAACAGGCUGGUCUGAAGUCAGUCUUGUGGGUUUUGUUCAUGAGCAAUGAACAAAUAUCACCUAUGUCAACCUUUAUCUGCCAGUGGAUUAUGUAUUGCAGCCGUAGGAUCACCAAAGCUUUUUUAAUGCUCACAUUUCCUUAAGUUACUACGACAUUCACUGUAAACAUCCUACACUAAUGUUUAAUUUUAUGCAUGCUCAAGGUGAUGUUUUAAAUGAAGCACUUAGCUAACAAAGCGUAUUUUUCACAAGUAAUAAAACUAAUGUAGCGCUGAAAGGCUCACCCCCGGUAAGAACUUGCUGUUUGCCUGGGUCUUGCUUUUUUUUUUAAUUAUUUGCCUUUCUUGAUAGCUUGAACCUUAAGAUAUGAGCAUGACACAUGUUUUGAUGAAGAGGCAGCUGAUCUUCAAUUUCAUGAUAGAUAUGUGCAUGUUCCUACCAAGGCCUGAACUCAUAUAACUCACACCAAAGCAUCCUGGAGUAUCAGUUCAUGUCAAAGUGAUGCCCCUGUGAGCUGCCUCAUUUUAUCAUCUCGUGUCUUCAGUGGCCAAACUGCCUCUCCAGCAUCAGACCCAUCUCGUGGCCUCUUGAUUGCCUGUUGAGCUUUAUGUGCCCUGCAUUUGCAAUCUUAUAUUGUUCUGUUGCACAUUAUCAAUAUCAGUCCAUCAGCAAUCAUCUCUUGGGUUAGAUAGACACAUGGCUUCAUUAAAAGCUUCCUUCUACAUCCCUGGAGUUGUCCAUGAGAGUGCAAUAACAUUAUACUUCCUUUAAAUCUCAUAACACUGUGAUGUGUGUAAGAGCAAAGGGGCUUUGAGCAUUAAUAAUUGAGCAUAGAAAAUGAAAUGGCAAUACUUGCUACUAAAGGGACAUUUCUGUUAGCAUACAUCAGCUAAGUAAGUAUACUGUUGUAUACAGGGAUUUGAAAACAUCAAAGGUUGCUUUAUUAAAUGGUAUUCUAGGAUCACAUGUUGCUGUUGUUUGGAUACAUAUCAUAAUAUAAAUGCAUAACGGUAGCUAUAAUAACUGUCUGUAAUAUCCCACAGCGGCAAUGCACAAAUAUAUCAGAUGUCCUUCCAACUGCUGCUGUGCAGGUUCUGUACCAUGUGAUUUACAUGCAUCCCUAUUAAUGUGACUGCAGUGACAAUGUGAUUAUACAGCUCUCAUAUUUAAAAGGCUGGCUGAGUGAUGUUUUGUAGCAGGGCUGUACUCGCAACGCAGGAUUUUUCAAAAGUGGAGAUCACUCGGAGCCCACGCUGCGACAUAAAAAAAGUGAAUCCAGUUGUUUGUGCCUCCAUGUUUUGGAUCCUGGGUGUGGUGCAUUACUUAUAGGAAUAGUUCAGUAUUUUUGGGAAUAUACUAAUUUGCUUUCUUGCAAAGAUUGGCAGAUUGAUACCACUCUCAUACUUCUACAGUAUUGAUUAAGCUGGAGGCACAGGCAGGAUAAAGUUAGCAUAGCUUUGCAUAAAGACUGGAAACAGGGGGAAACAGCUAGCCUGGCUCCAUCUAGAGGUAAAACAGUUAGCUUACCAGCACAUGUAAAGCUCACUAAUGAAAAUGUUAUAUCUCAUUUGUUUUAUCUGUACAAAAAACAAGGUAAAAAAACAUAAAAAUGCGGUUUUACGGGGAGUUAUGUGCCAGACUUUUUAUUGGCCAAGUCUCAGCUGGUUCCCUAGCAACUGCUCCCAGCCAAGACAUAGUCCCCCUGUAAAACAGCAAAUUAUCAUUUUUGCACCUGUUUUUGUGCAGAUUUAACAAACAAGAUAUAUAAUGUUGAUUAGUACACUGAAGAGGUGCUUGUAGGCAUAUUUUGUUACCUUCAGACUGACCCAAGCUAGCUGUUUCUCUUCAUGCUAAGCUAAGCUAACCGGCUACUGACUGCUUCAUAUUUAUUGAAGAGAUCCGAGUGGUAUCAGUCCUAUCAUCAAACUCUCUGCAAUAAAUUGAAUAAGUGCAUUUCCCAAAAUGUAAACUUCUUUUAAUCUACCUUUUAUAUCUGUAACCUGCUUUUGAUUCCGAAAACUUUUAGGUGCCUGCUUUUCUCCAGUUAACGGCAUGAUAUGAGGGUAAACCAUCUACCUGUGAAUCCACUCUCACUGUAAUAUAACCAGUCAGUGCUUUGCAGUAGCCACAUUUAUAGCUCUGUGACAGAGGCAUGACCCUGAGUGUGAUGUAUUUAUACAUGUGUGCACAUAAACUGUAGAUGUGUUUGUACAGGGAGAUUAGAGAACCACUGAAAUAUGAUCUUAACCUUAUGACGUGUGUGUCACAUUGAUAAGUUAAAAUGCUGCACUGCAAGAAAACAGCUAAAUUUAUCAAGACCUCUUUUGAAUCAAUAAAGUUUUGAUCACUUGGUAUACUGAAUGCACCAGGGCUUCUUAAAGGAAAACAAUCUUCUUUGGAAUAUUUAAUGAGGGGAGCUUGAUUUUGCGUUAGUUUGUUGGUAUUCCUGCUCCUACAGUGUGGACAGAUCAGUAAUCAAUUUAAUCUGGAGGCUGCUGCACUGACUAAUUUAACACUACGUUAAACUUUUUAAUGUGUAGCAGCAUCACUGCCCUUACAGGUCAAGACUGUGCAGCUUGAGGGAGACACCAUGUUUGCUAUGAUAAGAAUCAUUCAUAAUGUGUCUUAUAGAUUAUGUGAAACAAACAUUUGUAAAAGUGUAAAUAUAUUCUGUUAAUAGGAAACACUUAGGAUGUGUAAAUUGUCAUCUCCAAUGAGAGAAGAAACACUGAUAAAUUAUUAAAUAAACAUCUCAUAUGACAAACACAA